AUGUCCAGCCCGGACGACCUCGAUCCUGGAGUCGUCACUAUGCCUGUUGACUCGACUGCGAAACUUCUUGCUGGCGAAGCUGGCCAGGAUAUAAAGUCGGCAUCUUCUACAGUGUAUACAGUCUGUCGCCACACCAUUGCUCUCCUUCCGCACUUUGACCCUUCCACACCGCCAACGCUCACCAACGCUCUUUCGAUCAAAUCAACAAAUCAUGUCAGGCCAAGGCGGUACUCAGUCUCCCCCUCUCCAGGGACGCGAGAACGAUCCCAUGGGUCAGGUAAGCACCGAACACCUCCUCGUCGGUUACAGUGCACAGCAGAUAAAUCAACUGCAGAUUCACUGACUGUCUUCCUCGUAUUCCUUCUUCGUCGCCUUCAGUCCGCUCCGGGAAAAGAUUCGCACGCCGUUCCAGAUGACCAGCAGCGAGGGGGUGUCUUCGGAGACGGAGAGAACAAGGGCGCCGAGAGCGGCCAAGCCGGCGACUCCAACAGCGGUGCUGGCAACCUCAAGAACGUAAGUAUCAUGGCCCAGUUGUUCAUUGCCUUCCGUUCCGAAUCCGAUCAGUCCAAACGAGAUCGUCUAGCUGACCUAUCUGCUUCUUUCUCGAAAAUUUCCCAAAACAGGCGGUGGACAAUGCAAAGCACGCCGCAAGCCAACACGGCAAGUGAGGACGGGACUGCGACGUUUGAAUUCGCCCCCGCCUACGAGGCAGCAAAGCGUUCUCAAGCACAAAACAGCUGGCUUGAAUUCAUGCUGUGA
Pseudozyma hubeiensis SY62 is the source of this 759-nucleotide messenger RNA. Its product is annotated as dead box ATP-dependent rna helicase. The coding region runs from base 1 to 759 and encodes 252 amino acids. NCBI's taxonomy places the organism in Eukaryota, Fungi, Basidiomycota, Ustilaginomycetes, Ustilaginales, Ustilaginaceae. The transcript has a single exon. The record is from RefSeq and is a predicted model, not a curated record.